Molecule: messenger RNA, 1291 nt
Organism: Paramacrobiotus metropolitanus
Lineage: Eukaryota; Metazoa; Tardigrada; Eutardigrada; Parachela; Macrobiotidae
Product: D-ribitol-5-phosphate cytidylyltransferase-like
Exons: 4
Coding region: 128-982 (284 amino acids)
Biological process (GO): protein O-linked glycosylation via mannose; isoprenoid biosynthetic process
Cellular component (GO): cytosol
Molecular function (GO): D-ribitol-5-phosphate cytidylyltransferase activity
Source: RefSeq, a predicted model, not a curated record
UUUAAUUUUUUUGCGUUCAAAAAGCAUUUCUACUUUCUUGCCUAUAUCUUGAGGCGCUUGAAAUUGAUUGCUUGUGAUUUUUUAACAUUCUUGUUUCGAACUAACAUUUGCAGCUUCGGUUUUCAGUAUGUUUGAGCCACCGGUGCGCGAUGUGGUCGUUAUUUUACCCGCUGCUGGGACCGGAGAACGCUUCUCCGCCAGCACGGAGAGCGAAAACUCUUCCAGCCCGAAACAGUUUGUCAUUGUCGGUCCGAACAGUCUUCCGCUCUUCAUUCACACUGUGAACGCCUUUAGCAGAAUUUCUUGGAUCAGCAAAGUGGUCCUGCUGGUGGCUGACAACCAGCUGGAGUUUGUGCAGACCACGAUUGGCAGCGCGGCCAGUGUGGAAUCCGUCACCAAGACGGUCGUGGUAGCUGGCUGCAGUACACGGCAUCGCACCAUCCGCAGCGGAGUGAAUCUUGUGGCCAAGAUGGUUCCGCGACCAGAAGUGGUGAUUGUGCACGAUGUGGUCAGGCCGUUUGUGGAGGAGAGCGUCUGCAAGAGCGUGGCGAUGGCUGCUAAAUCUCACGGGGCAGCUGGUGUGUAUGCUCCAUUGGUAUCCACGGUUGUCAGUAUUGACAACAAAGGCUUCUUAGCUGACGUCCUUCCGCGCUCUCAAUUUUUCGCCAGCGAAAUGCCACAGGGAUUCCUUUUCGCCAACCUCCUACUGGCCUACACCAGCGCAACGGAGGAAGAACUGGAAACUGGAACGGAAUGCUUGGCGCUGGUCAAGACUUACGCCGGCUGCCAUGUGAAAAUGCUUCCCAUCAAUCCCAAUCAGUAUUACAAAGUUACAUAUGAACGGGAUCUCUUAGCAGUGGAUGCCAUGUUGAAGCAAACACCGCCGGUUCUGAAAUCGAGUAGUUCGUCGGAUAGCUUUGUGGUGGACGCUCGCCAGGCUACAGUGUGCAAUCGCUGUAAUGCGGAGACAGAUUACCCGUAAUCCAAAGAAAACAGCUAAAAGAUCAUCCAUUUUCUGCAGUAUUCUUUUGUAUUGUUAAUUGUUAUCAUGUUUUUUGUCUUUUUAUUUUUUCUUUUACAAAUCUAUGUUACGUUCUUUGUUGUUCUUUCAAGUGGAUUUGGGUUCGUAGUACUCGUUACUCGUUGUUUCUCUUUGUGCGUUUUUGAUGUUUGGCGCUGUUUUUCGAAAUCAAUAUGACCGAGCAGAAUUACGUGUUCUUAUCGUUUAUGAGUUUCAUCUGGAAUAAACAGUUGUGUACGUAUUUAUCUGUUUGUGGCCGUGCACCUCCGG